CAGAUGGCGCCGUUGGCGUGUAGUCUCGCUCCGUUGUCGGAUUUUUAGUGCAAGUUAAUAUGGCGGAAAGUGUAGUUGAGGUUACUCAACAACCCGCUACUCCCGUAGAAAAAUCAGAAGUACCAAACGACGCUGCUAGAGGCGGAUUCGGUUUCCCUCCUCGUGGACGCGGAUUCCCUCCUAGAGGACCUAGACCACCUUUUGGACCCAGAGGACCUCCACCACCCCGAUUUCGUGGCCCACCACCUCCACCAAUGAUGAGAGGACCGCCACCACCACCACAUAUGAGAGGUGGACCAGGCAUGAUGAGACGACCACCACCACCAGGUUACAGAGGUCCACCUCCACCACCUUUUGAUCCUAAUUUUCCUCCUCCCCAUAUGCCACCACCAGGAAUGCCCCCACCACCAGGUAUUCCACCACCACCAGGAAUGGCUCCACCUGGUAUGCAUCCUCCUCCUCCAGGAAUG
Messenger RNA from Centruroides sculpturatus (bark scorpion), 470 nucleotides. Its product is annotated as basic proline-rich protein-like. The transcript has 2 exons. The record is from RefSeq and is a predicted model, not a curated record. NCBI's taxonomy places the organism in Eukaryota, Metazoa, Arthropoda, Arachnida, Scorpiones, Buthidae. The annotation marks the transcript as partial.